Molecule: messenger RNA, 1578 nt
Organism: Caenorhabditis elegans
Lineage: Eukaryota; Metazoa; Nematoda; Chromadorea; Rhabditida; Rhabditidae
Gene: F47F2.3
Product: TIL domain-containing protein
Exons: 7
Coding region: 1-840 (279 amino acids)
Source: RefSeq, marked reviewed
AUGUAUCCAAAUCCGGCCUUUGGAAGUCCACGCAACCCGGGAUCAACAGGGUCAUCCCGUGGAAUGAGCAUGAACAGAUAUCCGUUCGUCAACCGUAACCCGGCUGUCCGCACCACUACCGCUGCACCAAAAUUGUUGACUCCAAAGAAACAAUGUGCAAACGCAUGUAUGCCACAGUGUACUCCAAGAUGUCUUCAGAGAUAUAACCAAAUCGUUGCUUCCUUUAUGAAUUCCCUAACUGCAAUUGACGUCAUGGGGCAACCUGUCAAUGAAGAGCCAAGAAAGAGUAUCAGAUUCUCUCCAAAGAAGGGAAUUGAAUGCAGAGAUGAAUGUAUGCCAUACUGUACACCCCAAUGUUUAGAUGCAUAUUCCAUUGCUGAACACAAUGCUAAACCGAAAGUUUGUAAAGCGGUGUGCAUGCCAGACUGUACCGAAGAAUGCAUAACAGCUCCACCCCUCAUGGUUCCGUGUAUUUUCGAUAAUGUUUGUCACUGCCCUGCUGGAUACGUGAGAUGCAGUGAAAUGACAUGUUGUAUGAAGUACAAAACCAUGGCUGUCCGAUAUAAGAAUAAAAUGACAUCAAUGAGCUUUAGUGACGACGACGAAAAAUAUUCAAAGGACUCUGGUAAUGAAACUUCGGUUUAUAUGUCAGAAUUGAGGAAUAUGGGAGGAGGUUCACCUGCUAUAAAAUCAACCACCAUUUCAAUGCAUACGCUUCCUAUUAAUAGUUCAAUAGUGUAUUACCCAGAACAAGGAAAAGCUGAAAUUCUGAAAAACGAUGGAAGUGUGGUGGUAGAAGUUAUGGAGUCCGCCCAGGAAACCAAUUUCGAAGAUAAUUGAUUAUUGUGAUCUGGAUAACAAGGAAAGGAAGACAAUACAUCCAAUAUAAUAAAACGAGAAAAUAUUAUUUCAAAAAUUGUAUGGUUCGACUUAGUUAUCACAAAAUUAUGAAGCGAACUUUGACAUCCUGAUAUUUUGCUCUUUAAUUUUCUCAGUUCAUAUUUUCAUUAGAUCCUAGGCCCGUAGAUUUGCUAAAGUAUAGAUUGGAAGCUUUUUGAAAAAUGCCUAAAAGUAUUCCAAUUUUGAUUUUUGUUCCAAAUUUGUUUGCAAACGUUUCGAAACCGUUUAAAAAUCGUUUUAUCUAAAAAUUUUCAAUGUGAAUCUAGUGUAAAUAUGUUCGAAAGUUUCAAACACCGUUACUCUGUUACUAAAAUAUUGUUCUUUAACUUUCCAGUUUAUAUUGUUCAUAUCAAAGUUCAUAGGUUUGGAAAAAUGUUCAAAAAAAAAUACAAACUGAAAACCUUUUAGAUAUAUGAAAUAAUUUUUAACCAGGUUUCAGAAGUGUUUGCAAGCUUUCUGACACUAUUUUGAAAUUGAUUUUAUCUGAAAAUUCUGAACCAAAAUUCUAGAAGGUCUUGUAAAUUAUUGUGAUGAUUUUUGCAAAAUUUGAGAUACCGGAAAAAUUCCCUCGUUUCAAACCCUGUAGGUAAACUGGCUUCCUUUCCUUGUAAGUAUGUACAAUGUACAAAAUUAAGUGUUUAUUCAUAAUGUGCUAAUCUUUGCAAGAAAAUAAUAAAA